Molecule: messenger RNA, 480 nt
Organism: Elaeis guineensis (African oil palm)
Lineage: Eukaryota; Viridiplantae; Streptophyta; Magnoliopsida; Arecales; Arecaceae
Source: RefSeq, a predicted model, not a curated record
AUGGAAUUUUACAUGAAGAAAGCUGCAGAAGAAGAACGGAGGAGGCAACCCAAGCAGUCAAAAGAUGAAAUGCCACCACCUGCUUCUCUUCAAGCUCCUAUCAAGAAGGGCCAUCACAUGGGCGACUACAUUCCACCAGAAAAGCUGGAGAAGUUUCUGGCUUCGUGCAAUGAUGCUGCCUCACAGAGAGCUGCUAGAGAGGCUGCAGAGAAGGAUAAAAUCCAGGCUGACAAUAUUGGACACAAGCUUUUAUCUAAGAUGGGCUGGAAAGAAGGCGAGGGGCUUGGCAGCGAUAAAACUGGUCGUGCAGAUCCUGUGAUGGCUGGAAAUGUCAAAUCGAACAAUUUAGGUGUUGGUGCACAUGAACCUGGCGAGGUCACACCAGAUGAUGACAUCUAUGAGCAGUACAAGAAGCGGAUGAUGCUUGGUUACCGUCAUAGACCAAACCCGCUGGGCAAUCCCCGGAAAGCAUAUUACUAA